AUGUCACCCUUGCCCAAUUCCCCCUUAAAGCGGCCCUACCCUUCAGCUACUGUCUUUGAGGGUACAGAGAUCGGUCAUGAGCUGGACUACAUACCAUAUGCAAAGGCCUCGAAGACCUUCGUGAAACAAACAGGAUACAGUACUAAUACUUCGCCAGAGUAUCAGGAUCAAUGGCUUUCCACUCAUCCCGAUGACGCAAAAGUGCCGAGAAUGGGCGAAGCAGAGAACGAAGAUCACUCUUCACUCAGCACCAAUCGAAGGUUCAGUGGCGUGGGUACUGCUUCAGAGAACACAGGAGGUAGCAUCCAUCCCUCGAUGUCUCAGUCGCCCGUAUCAGCAGUACCGAGCCAUCAGGAGUUUGGGAAUCCGUCGGAAUUGAACUCCCUGUAUCCCAUCAACAUGGGUGCGGGUUCGCAUCAGACGCUACGGCAAAGGCAACUUCAGUAUCAACAGCAACUGCAACAAUUGCAGCAACAAUACCAAAAGCAACAAUGCCGAUAUCAGCAUGACCAACAGGAGCAACAAGCCAGCGAGACAGAGGUCGUCCUUGAAAUGCCUCCGCCUGCUCUGGGAAACAGGAAACCUCGAAAUAUGCGUAGAUCUUCCAAUCUGAAUAACAAAUACGCCCGGAUGAAGCGCGAUAUGGAGCUGAUGGUGCAUGGAAGAACACCGAAACUAAGAGCUCAAUAUGGUCGAUCAUUCGUUGAAUACGUUCCUGUUCUUUAUUAUGAACCGACAACUUGUAGCCAAGACCCUGGAGCACCUUUUGCUGACGCUUAUGGCUCGGGAGCCCUCCCAACCUCGAGUCCGACUGCUCGCACUACUUUGCCACCAUCGUCAUACCAUGUGACGCAGUCUGUUACACAGCCUUCAACCACGAAGCCCAUUCAAAGAAGCCCGUCUCUCUCGUCUGGCAAGAGAGUCCGAUUUGAUGAAGUUGUUCCUCAAGUUACACCAGGAUCUGUUUCCAAUGCAAAUUUAAGUGGAGGUGGUGGCGCCUAUUCCACGCCUCACUUUCGUUUGUCCUCUGGAUCAAGUCUGAGCAGUUCAGGACGAGCAGUUGGGAAUAACUACGUACCUUACAGUGAACCAGGACGACAAUUCCACGAUGACGGAUUCGGAGACGACUCAGAGUUCGAGAACCUGCUCCUUGAUCAGGAUCCAUUUCUUGACGGUAUUUCCCCUGUCGAACCUUUUCGGGAAGCUGUUAUGACAACAGAUUACAUGCCGCCAGUGUUGCCACGACCACAGCCGCUCUCCAAGGCAACCUUCGAUACAGCGUACCAACAGAUGAAUCGCGCUACCGAUUUGAGCGUUGGACAGCCCUAUCAUCAUGCCCCGAGACCAGAAAGCAUUCUGGACGACCGAUCCUUGGCCAUUACCGAACGCAUCCAUAAGAUUGGGUCCGCGAUUCGAGCCUCUGCAGCGGUAAACAUUUCGCGAUUUGGCGAAAAAUUACCUCCUUCGAUGGACAUCCGACGAGGACGAGACCCAGAACAGGAACGGGAACAACAGCGAAUUCGACAACAAUCGCGCUUCGCCCACCCUAGACCGUCCUCACCUAGUCAACCCAAAUCGGUGUUUGCCAACUCUGUUGUGGUCCCCCAUUCGGAUAUCGCAAUCACAUCUAUGGACCAUACCGCAUCAACCGGGACAGAGGAGCCGGUUCGUGAGGAUAAAAAACAUGCAGCUUCAACAACCAAUCCUGCUUCUCACGGUGUGCACGAUAUCUGGGCCAACGAUGCAAAAGUGGCUAAUACUAUUAUUGCACAGUCGGAUACUGCACUGACCACACCGACCACACCUACCACAUUGACGGACGGCAUAGCAAAAAAAUCGUCCAAUGGUAAUGCGGUACAGAACAACUCCAAGAUAACAGUAUCGCUAUUGCAUCAGCUCCCCGCCGUCGGCGAGAAUGUCCCGCUUUCGACGUCCGUGGUUCCUUCUAGAGACCGUAUCCGCUCUUCAAAUGAUGCGAUAACCACAUUUGUGACCACAGAGAGAGACUUCGACGAGAACUACAUCACAGUUCUUGAGAAGGAGAUUGAGGACUUGGCCGACCUUUAA
This is a messenger RNA of Gamsiella multidivaricata, 2067 nucleotides long. RefSeq lists its product as uncharacterized. The transcript has 4 exons. Lineage: Eukaryota; Fungi; Mortierellomycota; Mortierellomycetes; Mortierellales; Mortierellaceae. Bases 1 to 2067 code for a protein of 688 amino acids. The record is from RefSeq and is a predicted model, not a curated record.